Molecule: messenger RNA, 1739 nt
Organism: Triplophysa dalaica
Lineage: Eukaryota; Metazoa; Chordata; Actinopteri; Cypriniformes; Nemacheilidae
Gene: adka
Product: adenosine kinase a
Exons: 11
Coding region: 17-1177 (386 amino acids)
Biological process (GO): purine ribonucleoside salvage
Cellular component (GO): cytosol; nucleus
Molecular function (GO): adenosine kinase activity
Source: RefSeq, a predicted model, not a curated record
GCAGCUAUCUGUGAUAAUGUUUCUCUUGUCGGCGCCAGAUCUUCAUUCUCACAUCAAGGUGGAUCGAGCGUGUCUGAUAGAGCACCAUCAGUACAGCAUGGCGUCCGGCGAACCUAAAUCGAAGAAAAUUAAACUCGAAGAAAAAAAGCUCAGUCAAAAUGUGCUUUUCGGGAUGGGAAACCCCUUGCUUGACAUCUCUGCUGUGGUGGACAAUGAUUUUCUAGAACGGUAUGGACUCAAGCUAAAUGACCAGAUUUUAGCAGAGGACAAGCACAAGGAAUUGUUUGAAGAGAUAGUCAAGAAAUUCAAGGUUGAAUAUCAUGCCGGAGGUGCCACUCAGAACUCAGUGAAGGUCGCACAGUGGAUGAUCCAAGAGCCACACAAAGGGGCCACCUUCUUCGGCUGUAUCGGAAAGGAUAAGUUUGGGAAGAUCCUGAAAGAGAAGGCAGAGGAAGCCCACGUGGACGCCCGCUACUACGAACAGAGCGAGGAGCCCACGGGGACCUGUGCUGCCUGCAUCACUGGCCACAACAGGUCUCUCGUCGCAAAUCUCGCUGCAGCUAAUAGUUACAAAAAGGAGAAACACCUCGACCUGGAGGAGAACUGGAAGCUUGUCGAAAAGGCCCAAGUUUACUACAUUGCUGGUUUUUUCCUCACCGUGUCCGUGGAGUCCGUCCUGAAGGUGGCCAAACACGCCUCUAAGAGCAACAAGAUCUUCUGCUUGAAUCUGUCGGCUCCCUUCAUCUGUGAGUUUUACAAGGAAGCCCUGAUGAAGGUCAUCCCCUACGUGGAUAUCCUUUUCGGCAAUGAGUUGGAGGCCGCGAUGUUUGCGCGAGAACAGGGCUUUGAGACAGAAAACAUCGAAGAGAUUGCAAUGAAGGCCCAGAGCUUACCCAAGGAAAACAAGAAAAGGCAAAGAAUUGUUGUCUUUACCCAGGGCAAAGAAGGAACCAUAAUGACCAAAGAUGACAAAGUGGAGACGUUCCCUGUCCUGGAGAUCAAAAGGAGUGAGAUAGUGGACACCACCGGUGCCGGAGACGCUUUUGUUGGAGGUUUCCUGUCGCAGCUGGUGCAGGAUAAGACCUUCGAGCAGUGCAUCCGUGCCGGACACUACGCUGCUAACGUCAUCAUUCGACAAGCCGGCUGCACAUUCCCAGGGAAGCCUAACUUCCACUGAUGGGCCGCUCGGAGACCAGGAGCCACACCAGUGUUUUAUAGGAGUAAUGCCUUUUUUAAUUGACUUUUUAUCGUACAAUACCUGCAUACUUCCGUGCCUCUGUUUUUAACAGUCCCACGUCCUAAUGUGAUAAUGGAGACACAUUUCACAUUAAAAACUGUUUACAAGGAGCUAUUCCUUUGUUGCAAAUAUUGAUUUGUUCUUAAAAAGCCAUUUUACUAUUGCUCUCCCCAGUAUUGUAAGAGCGGUGAUGGUAAUAACCAACUUCUCUCCAGGUGUGCUGUUUGAUGUAUUAACAAAAUUUUCGUGAUGUAAUGAUACUGCUGGAAGACCUACAGAACACACCUUAACAUUACAGAGGACAGAUGUGUACAAAUCAUUAUAAUUCUUUGAAUAUGUUGGCCAGUAUUGCUGUUGUAAACCAAAUGCAUUUGUUGAAUGCACACUUGAAUGUGUCCUGAUCAAGUUUAAACCUGUUGUCAUGUCAGUGUAACGUGAUAAAGCAUGCAGUCAUUUUGAAUUGAAUACCUCUGCCAAAAAUAAAGGAUAUUUUACUGCUCUA